AUGGCUUCUAGAUCUCCGGCCGCUGCUACUCCGCUACCCAAGUCCUCGGUUGCGCCCGAGAGUCCUUCCAAGGAGGCGAACACGACUCCGACACCCCAGACUGUUCCUUUCCCUUCACCACAAACAUUUGAGAUACUCCCACAACUCCAUGGAAUUCUUCUUCGUUUGCUUUCGCAGAAGACCACAGGAAAUGACGCUGUAGGGGGCCCAGAAAUUGCAGGCACAUCCACAGAGGCACACCCAGAUGGCCAGCAACCACCGUCAAACAUCCCCGGCGAGGCCAAUGACCCUACAGCUUCUCAAGCUGCAGCAGGUGCUCUCGAUCCAAAUGCCCCUCCGCCACUCGACGUCAAAGAUCUCCCAACUGAAACCCACUCGGUCAAAAUUCGAAUCCAAAAGGCACGGGCGGUGGUAGAAGGACUUCCAGACGUGCAGCGAUCUGUCGAGGAGCAACAAGACGAAAUUUCUGAGCUUGAGGACCGUGUGGCCCGUUUACGUUCUGUCAUUUCAGACUUUGGGACCCGGGCAGGGCAGGACCCGCUGGAUCAUCCCAGAGUGACAGUGGCUUGA
Molecule: messenger RNA, 570 nt
Organism: Penicillium manginii
Lineage: Eukaryota; Fungi; Ascomycota; Eurotiomycetes; Eurotiales; Aspergillaceae
Product: mediator of RNA polymerase II transcription subunit 9
Exons: 1
Coding region: 1-570 (189 amino acids)
Biological process (GO): regulation of transcription by RNA polymerase II
Cellular component (GO): mediator complex
Molecular function (GO): transcription coregulator activity
Source: RefSeq, a predicted model, not a curated record